UUAAUUACAUACACCUUCCACCCCAGAUUUCUCUUCAUAUUGCUGCACAUCUGGGUACACGAUUUUCUGUGCGUUACAGUGUCCAAAAGAAAUACGGCCAGUGGCUUCAACUUUCAAAUUUUUCAUUUGUUGUUACAGUAGUAAUCUUGUUAUUUAUGAUUUUUUGACUCUUCUUUUUAUUUUUCAUGUAAUCUGUUAUUUGAUUUUCUUAUUAUAGUAACCUCAGUUAUUACUAUAAUAUUAUGGGAAUACUCGAUUUGCCAGAGUUUCUUGGAUACAAGUACUGUCAGUAUUAUUACCAACUUUAUUAUGUGCACCAGAGGUUUUGGUAAGGCUAGCUAGUCAUCAAGGAAUGGAUUUUGGCGCCGGAGGUGACGAUUUCAGCGGCGGAGACCACCGUGAUGACUCCGACCGGAGGAAAAAGCGUUAUCAUCGGCACACUGCCUACCAAAUUCAAAGACUCGAAGGAACGUUCAAAGAAUGUCCCCACCCAGAUGAGAAAACAAGAACGCAGUUAAGCAGAGAAUUGGGCUUGGCUCCUCGCCAAAUUAAGUUUUGGUUCCAAAAUAGAAGGACUCAAAUGAAGGCACAAUAUGAAAGAUCAGAUAAUUGUGUACUUCGGUCAGAGAAUGACAAAAUUAGGUGUGUAAACGUAACAAUCAGAGAGGCACUCAAGAAUGUGAUAUGCCCUUCUUGUGGAGGGCCUCCAGUUUCAGAAGAUCCAUACUUGGACGAGCAAAAACUGCGAAUGGAAAAUAUCCAGUUGAAAGACGAGCUUGACAGAGUUUCCACCGUUGCUGCCAAGUACAUAGGCCGGCCUAUUUCACAACUUCCACCUGUGCAGCCUUUUCAUGUAUCGUCAUUAGAUUUAUCCAUGUCGAGUUAUGGAGGGCCCGGAAUGGCUGGCCCUUCGCUUGAUCUUGAUCUUCUUCCAGGAAGCUUGACCGGUUCUUUACAGAAGUUACUUUUCCCAAAAAUGAGCAUUUCGGAUAUGGAUAAAUCCCUCAUGGCUGAUGUUGCUGGCAAUGCAAUGGAUGAAUUGAUUAGGCUUUUGCAAACCAAUGAACCACUUUGGAUGAAAUCAGCUGAUGGAAGAGAAGUUCUUAAUCUGGAAAGCUAUGAGAGAAUUUUCCCCAGGCCUAAUACUCACUUGAAAAAUCCCAAUAUUCGGAUUGAAGCUUCAAGAGAUUCUGGUGUUGUGAUAAUGAAUGGCUUGGCAUUGGUCGAUAUGCUUAUGGACACGAGUAAAUGGAUGGAAUUAUUUCCUACAAUCGUUUCAAGGGCAAUAACAAUUGACGUAAUAUCACCAGGAAUGCUGGGAAGUCAAAUUGGCACAUUGCAAUUGAUGUAUGAAGAGUUGCAGGUGCUUUCACCUUUGGUGCCGACUAGGCAGAUAUAUUUCCUCCGAUUCUGUCAGCAAAUUGAACAAGGUGCAUGGGUUAUUGUCGAUGUUUCAUAUGAUCUUCCCCAUCAGGAGAAGCAAUUUGCUUCUUCAAGUAAAGCUCACAGGCUUCCUUCUGGAUGCUUGAUACAAGACAUGCCAAAUGGUUAUUCCAAGGUUACUUGGGUGGAAAACUGGGAAAUAGAAGAUAGAGCCCCAAUUCAUAGGCUUUAUAGAGAUCUUAUUCACAGUGGAUUGGCAUUUGGAGCAGAAAGAUGGCUUUCCACUCUUCAAAGGAUAUGUGAAAGAUUUGCAUGUCUUAUGGUUACUGGCAAUUCAACUCGUGACAUUGGAGGAGUAAUUCCAUCGCCUGAAGGGAAAAGAAGCAUGAUGAAACUUGCCCAGAGGAUGGUCAAUAACUUCUGUGUGAGUAUCAACCCGUCUAAUGGUGAACAAUGGACGACAGUUUCAGGGUCGAACGAGUUUGAAGUGCGUGCGGCACUUCAUAAGAGCACCGAUCCUGGCCAGCCUAAUGCUGUGGUACUCAGUGCAGCCACUACAAUUUGGCUUCCAAUUUCUGCACAACACAUCUUCAAUUUCUUCAGGGACGAGAGGACUCGACCUCAGUGGGAUGUUCUUUCCAAUCAAAAUCCUGUUCAAGAAAUUGCUCACAUUGCAAAUGGUGCUCAUCCAGGGAAUUGUAUCUCUGUUCUUCGGGCUCUCCACAAUAACCAAAACAUGCUUAUACUUCAAGAAUGUUGCAUCGACUCAUCGGGUUCACUAGUCGUGUACGGCCCGGUGGAUUUUCAGUCCAUAAACAUAGUGAUGAGUGGGGCCGACCCUUCGUGCAUUGAAUUGUUGCCUUCCGGGUUCGCCAUCUCACCGGACGGUAGACCAAACGACCAAUUUCAAGCCAGAGGAAGUGACCAUGGAGCCUCAACCAGUUUGAACACUAAUAUUGGUGAUGGUUCAUCAGGUUCACUUAUCACAAUAGUGUUUCAAAUCCUAGUGAGCAGCUUAACAUCGGCCAAAAUGAGCCAGGAAUCAGUUACCACAGUUACUAACCUUAUCAGCAGCACCGUCCACCAAAUUAAAGCUGCCAUGAAUUGCAUUACUUCUUGAUAGUAGGAUUAGAUAGUACCGAACAUUAUAUGGUUCGAUAUUGUCUGAUACUACGUACCAAACUUGCACUUAUUUGUGUUGAUGGUAAAAAAAUAGAGAAAGGAAACCAUAUUGGUUAGUUGGGGAAUUUGAAUGCUUCUACCAUCAAUGGCUGAAGGUCACUGACUUAUUACUCAAUGCAUAUAAUCCUGCUACUGUGCUGCUGUCAACUGCUGUUUUUGCUGCCAAGCCUCAUUAUAAUUCACAACCACCGCAGGUUGUCAUUUUUUAGCCAAGUUUUUUUGGGUGUUCCUUUUUUUUUUUUUUUUUUGAGAAUUUUCAACAUUUGUUUCACUUAAACACGAAGUCAAGACUCAAGAACGCACUAUACGUUGCUUUCCUGCGCUAUAUUCUGUUUCCUUUUUUUAACAUUGGUUCGGGUAUUGACUUUGUUUAUACAUGGAAAAUUGCAGCA
This is a messenger RNA of Olea europaea var. sylvestris, 2957 nucleotides long. Its product is annotated as homeobox-leucine zipper protein HDG11-like. NCBI's taxonomy places the organism in Eukaryota, Viridiplantae, Streptophyta, Magnoliopsida, Lamiales, Oleaceae. Gene Ontology annotation, molecular function: lipid binding; DNA binding; DNA-binding transcription factor activity, RNA polymerase II-specific. The record is from RefSeq and is a predicted model, not a curated record. The transcript is spliced from 10 exons. Gene Ontology annotation, biological process: regulation of DNA-templated transcription. Bases 353 to 2503 code for a protein of 716 amino acids.